Molecule: messenger RNA, 558 nt
Organism: Lactuca virosa
Lineage: Eukaryota; Viridiplantae; Streptophyta; Magnoliopsida; Asterales; Asteraceae
Source: the annotation of a GenBank genome assembly
AUGCGUAGUCGAUUCCUAACUUUGACUAUAGAUGCUUUCCCACCGUAUCGAUGUCGGCUUCCAGACACCGGGAUCGAAUUUUCCUUUCGGACUCCAUCAUCGCCAUCAGCCACAACCACACACCAAGGUAAACAUAUCCCAUUCAUCGACCUGUUCACACUUGGGAAAUUCAAAUGGGUUACCAAUCGUGUGUUUUCACUUCAGACCUUAAUAGCGAAAUGGACGACUAUUUUCAACUAUUCAAUAGCAGAAAAUGGUGGAAUCGGCCCAGGUUUUUGUAUCUACACUAGAAAUGGUGGAAUCGGCCCCAGGUUUCCUUUCGAAGGGUUGGAUUGGUUGGAGGCAGCAUCAAGCUUUUUUGAAGACUUACAUACCCUUUCAUGUUAUUUGGCGGUCCCUCUGAAAAUGGCUUUUCUUAGUAGAUUCGGCAAUCCGCUUAAACAAUCAGGAAGCAAUCAUGUCAAUAUGGGAUUAUCUUCUUCAAAUUCACCACUUUUCCAGUCAAUCAGAAGCAUGUCAUCUGCUAAACCCUUCGUAGGAGUGAUUAAAUGCGAUUAA